Amyelois transitella is the source of this 2610-nucleotide messenger RNA. RefSeq names its product apoptosis inhibitor 5 (gene cass). Gene Ontology annotation, cellular component: nucleus. Bases 162 to 1865 code for a protein of 567 amino acids. The transcript is spliced from 8 exons. Gene Ontology annotation, molecular function: RNA binding. Gene Ontology annotation, biological process: negative regulation of apoptotic process. NCBI's taxonomy places the organism in Eukaryota, Metazoa, Arthropoda, Insecta, Lepidoptera, Pyralidae. The record is from RefSeq and is a predicted model, not a curated record.
AUUAUCUUUGCUUGCUCUAUGUUUCGUUUCGAAUUCUCCGUGGUGUAUGUGCUGUUUGAGGUUUUCUUUAUUUCUCUGUAAUUUUUAACAAUUUCUGUUAUUAUUUAUUAAAAUUCGCUUAAUAAGUACAGAUCAAAGUGAAAUAUUAAAAUUUGUUAAUAAUGGCUACUGAUAACAUAGAAAAGUUAUACCAAAAUUACGGCGUGCUAGCCGACGCCAAGCAUGACAUUUCGAAGCAUGAAAAAGAGUAUCUCGAAAUAUUAGCUGCUGUAAAAGGAUCAGAUAAGGAGAAACGUCUAGCGUCACAAUUCAUUGCAAAAUUCUUCAGCAGCUUUCCUAAUCUUGCAGAACAGGCAAUAGAGGCCCAAUUCGAUCUUUGUGAGGAUGAUGACGUAGCUAUCCGCAAACAAGCAAUUAAAGAUUUGCCAUCGCUGUGCAAGGACCACAAAGAACAUACUCAGAGAAUUGCUGAUAUCUUAGCUCAGUUGUUGCAGUCUGAUGAUGUGACAGAGAUUAAUAUUGUCACCAAUUCUUUACUUGCUAUCCUGAAAACUGAUCCUAAGGGGGCACUGAUGGGGUUGUUUUCACAAAUUCACCAAAGCACAGACAGCGAAGUCACCAAUGAGAUAGUACGAGAAAGGUGUAUUAAGUUUUUGGCAACAAAAGUGAAACAGCUAGGAAGGGAAGUCAUCAAUAAGGAAGCAGAAGAUCUAAUUAUUGCUGAAUGCAAAAAGAUCUUAGAGGAUGUGGUAGCUGAAGAAUUUGAGCACAUAAUAGAUUUGCUUACUUGGUCUAAACUAGGCAAAACUCCGGCAGGGAAGAAAGAACUUGUUCAACUUGUUGCUGCUAUUGGUCUGUCUCCAGAUGACUGGCAUCCAGAAGAUCCAGAGUAUGUUGAUAGGGUGCUUCAAUGUUCUCAACAUGCUUUGCCUUUGUUUUCGGCACAAGUGGAUUCUACUCAAUUUGUCAAUUUCUUCUGUGAUCAUGUCCUUGCCUGCUGGAAGGAUAUAACUACACCCGAGGGAACAGAUCCUAAACUUGAACUACUGAAAAUUUUCGCUGAAAUCUCAGAGCAUUGUGGUGAUUUGGAAGAAGCGCAGAAAAAAAUUGAUGCAGUUUAUGAUGUUCUUAUGACCUAUCUGCCAGAGGCGCCUAUAGAAGAAGAACUGAAAAAAGAAGAUGAAAAGAAAGAAGAAAAUGUAAAAGAAGAAACUAAUUCGGAAGAGAAUAAACAAGCACCAUCUCUUCAGUUUUCACAUGUGGAGUGUGCGUUGUAUGGCUUGCAUUCAUUAUGUCGCAAAGCCCCAGAUGCCCUCGGAGCUGACCCUGCAAGGCUGAAGGCUCUGCGUUUACGGCUACAGUACACUGCUCGAUUGACACAGGGCUACAUUAAAAAGCUAAAAGAAGUUACACAGGGUAAAAAAGUAGACACAAACUCAGAAGAGAAUAAGUUAAAGGUAGCAGCUUUGAAAACCACUUCAAAUAUCAACACCCUGAUCAGAGAUAUAUUCCGCACACCGCCAAGCUUCAAGAGCAAAGUUCAGCUUUCGUUCCAGUCAACCAAAAAAGUUGAUAAAGAGGAAAGGCAUUCCGAAGCUGCUACUGAAGAUAAAGACAUGAAUUCGCAAGGUCAAAAGCGGCACCGUCCUAUCACCUUUGAUAAUGGCAACAAAGAAUCCCCUGAAAAACGCUCUCGCAGUGGCGAUAGGAACAUGAAAAUGUACACGCCUCCCUCUGGCAAAUACAGCUCAAGAUUGAACAAUAGCGGCAGAUUUUCUGGCCCAAAUUCCGGGAGGGGUCGGGGUUAUGGCAGACGUGACUUUAGGAACAGUGGGGCACCUUUCAGAAGGCGUAGUAAUUACUAAACUUUACGGACUGACUUAUUUACUUGACUAAGCGACUAUUGAUUUUCCAAGUAUAUGGCGUGUUUAUUGUACAGACAUCUAUAAUUAGAGCAAGAAAUAGUGAUCUAUUUCUUAGUAGGUAGUCGAGAAAUUAAAUAUGAUUUGGUUUUCGAAGUUCAAGGUUUCCUUCGUGUCGGGAUGCCGUCGUCGUUUCUUUUGUGGUGCUUUAAGUUAUUUUAGUUACAGCAAGCUACAAUGGAGCCACGUCUUAUCAGUUUAUUUUUUAUAGGUUAUUUUUGCUCGUGCUGGAGAAGGGAUAUCCCCGAGUUUUGUGUUGAUGGAGAAUCUGCGAAACAGGUAAUUUUUUACCGUGUUUUUAACUCUCAGGUCACAACAUUUGGGGUAAUACUUCUUGUUUAAAAUGUGUAAAGUCUAACCAGAUAACCUGACGAAGCGCGAGACUGCAUGUCGCCUGAUAAACUUAGUGAAUUCAGUAUGUAAGUAUUUUUCAUGUAGAUGCACUAUAAUAAGUCCGUCGACGAAAUUAAAUUACAUCACUACAACAUUGGCAGUGGACUAACAUAAUUUAAGGUAAGUAACUUAUGUAUAAUAUACACGAAAACCAUGAUUUAUCACUGCUUUCGCGAGGGUAAGUAUUAGGUGGAAAAUAACUUGUUUCAGAUUGUUGUCAUCUCUUUGUCCACACCAUUUUUGUCACAGGAAUCUUCGAAGUUGAUUAUCCAGUAAAUAUAAAUUGAUUUUAGAU